Pectinophora gossypiella (pink bollworm) is the source of this 5492-nucleotide messenger RNA. RefSeq lists its product as uncharacterized. The transcript has 7 exons. Gene Ontology annotation, biological process: protein deubiquitination. The record is from RefSeq and is a predicted model, not a curated record. NCBI's taxonomy places the organism in Eukaryota, Metazoa, Arthropoda, Insecta, Lepidoptera, Gelechiidae. Gene Ontology annotation, molecular function: cysteine-type deubiquitinase activity. Bases 448 to 5259 code for a protein of 1603 amino acids.
UCCUCGCGGUUGGACGCGCGUCCCUUGCCACUGCGCGCCGGCCGGCGAAAAAUAUAAAAACAUUUGGCGGGAAAACAAGUAAACUUGCUUUUUCAACGCGAAUAGUGCAACGAUGUUUUCGUAUUAUUCCUAGUGUGUGUAACAUUUGAUUUGAUUAGUAAAUUCCCUUUAACUUGAUACUUUCGUGUAAACAGUGGACGUUAAGGUUUGAAUUUCAAACUUCAGUGUACUUUAUUGUAAGGUGAACCAAAUACUAAGUGUAAAACAUAACAAUACAGUGCAUAUUCGUGAUUUGAACCAUUCGUUACGGAUUAGACUGCCCACAAAAGGUGUGAAGUGAGAAUAGAAAAAAAAUAGGUGUGAGCGCCGACACCUAUUGGAAAAUAAAAAACUUUUAGUGGUACAAGAUGGCGUCAGUCGUGUAAACAAAAUGGCGGCGCGCACGUAAUGGCGGGCGCAAUGGCAGCUGCGCACGGCGGCGAGUUGCGCGUGCAACAUUCGCGCGACGAUUCCCGCGACUCUGGCAUCUUCCACACCACCAAGGGAUUGUGGAAUGCGCCUGGGCAGAAUAACUGCUUCUUGAACAGUGCUGUUCAGGUGUUGUGGCAUCUGGACAUAUUCCGGCGCAGCUUCCGUGAGCUCACAGGCCACGCCUGUCUUGGUCCUUCUUGCAUUUUUUGCGCCCUCAAGGAGCUGUUCGCGCAGUUGCAAUGGUCCGCGGAGCGUGCACCGGCGGCGGACGGGCUACGUCGCGCGCUCGGUGGCGCUGGCGCACGUUUCCAGCUGGGCUGCAUGGCUGAUGCUAGCGAGUGCUUCGAGCAUCUCUUGCUCAGGGUCCACGCGCACGUGGCAGCAGGCUCGGGCGAGCGGCGCGAGGAUGACGCGUGCCGCGCGCCGCACUGCGUACCACACCGCAAAUUCGCCAUGAUGCUCGUCGAGCAGUCCGUCUGUGGCGCCUGCCAGGCCACCUCCGAACCGCUGCCUUUUACUCAGAUGGUACAUUACGUGUCAGCAACUGCGCUGACUGCGCAGGCGGCGCUGGGCGAGCACGGCGACAGCUUCGGACUAUUGCUGCGCAAAGCCGGGGGCAUGGGUGACAUCAGAGAUUGUCCGAACGCUUGCGGCGCCAAAAUCCAGAUCUGCAGAACUCUGAUGAACCGUCCCGAAGUAGUCUCCAUCGGCAUGGUGUGGGACUCCGAGCGCCCGUCAGCGGAGCACGUGGCUGCAGUAUACGCGGCGCUGGGCACGGAGCUUCGCCCCACAGACGCCUUCCACGCCUGCGUCGACCGCGCCUGGGCCGCCCGCGCCACUCACCGCCUCGUCGGCCUCGUCACUUACUACGGCAAACACUACUCCACAUUUUUCUUCCAUAGCAAACUCCGCCUAUGGAUAUACUUCGAUGACGCUGACGUCAAAGAAAUAGGACCCGAAUGGUCCCACGUUGUCGACAAAUGCCGAAGAGGCAGGUUCCAACCCCUGCUUCUUCUCUACGCAGCUGUAGACGGUACGCCUUGUGAUACUCGUCACGCUCCUAAAGAUGUUGUGCCAUUCCCUGCGCCCGAGCCUAGAAGAGCAGUCACGCCCGCGCCUGAGAGGCCAAACGCUGGGUUCGCGAGACGAGCUGUCACACCAGGUCCCGACAACGAGAGUGACUACGUCAGCCGAAAAGCUGUUGAGAACAUGUUGGAAGUUCAAGCCAAUCGUCGCGCGCAACUGGCUCGUAGUCUAAGCACGGGCUCGACGUCAGACAGCACGGAGAGACCUCGAGUGCGAAGAGACUCCGGCAACUGGAGCGGCGAUAGGAACAGCGCUUCAUCUGCCUCAUCAUCAACAGUAGAAAGCCCUUAUAUGUACUCCAGAGGACGCGGUCCAGGUAGCGUGCCCGGCAGUCCAACGCGCAAGGGAGAGCUAUCUAGUGGCGGCUCUUGUGACGCCGGAUACGACUCGUACUCACUGUCGUCGACCGACAGUUUGCCCCUGCAGCAAGGACUCCGUCAUAAUCUACAAUUAGCUCAAAUCCCUGAGCUCACUACGCGCGGUGAUUGCGAAGCGUUAUGUCUAGAAGCUGACCGUUUGCUUGAAAAAUCUCGACAUGCCGAAGACGCUGCUGACUACGAAACUGCACUUGUCCUUUGUGAUGCGGCCGCGUCCAAAGCGAGAGCCGCGAUGGACGCUCCAUACAACAAUCCACACACUAUGACAUUUGCUCGUAUGAAGCACAAUACAUGUGUCAUGCGAACGCGAAGCCUUCAAAGACGGAUGGCUGGCAUGAACAGAGUAACGGAGAUCCCACAAGUUGUUCCCAUCAGAAAUACAAAAGGUGGACUUGAUAGUACUCCCACAACUAUCGAAAUCUACGCCACAUUACCCAAGAAGAAGGGUUCCUCUAAAAAAUCUCCCAAGAACAAUAUAGAGGAUGAUAUUGAUAAUCCUCCCAGAGAACGACCACCGAGACAUAAAUCUCGCGAUGAAGAGAAAAGAGAAAAACGAUCAAGAAGCGAAGACCGCGGUCGCGCUCGUAAAGAAAUAUCAGUAGCAACCGAAAAGAAGGAAGAACCAGUUGAUGACAAGAAAGCUAAUAAGAAGCAACAUAAAAUCCGCAGAAAACUUCUAAUGGGUGGUUUGAUUAGACGCAAGAACAGAUCGAUGCCUGAUUUGACUGAAGGCGCUAACGGUAACAACAAUGAUGGAAAAGGAAAAGAAAAAGUCGUCUCGAUUGACGAUGGUGAUGUCGGUCGAAGAAAGCCUGAUGAUAAAAACUUGAGCGGAUAUUUGUCCGAAGGUCAUUUAGAAUAUUCGGCAGGAAGUGGUACAAAUCCUAAUCUCGAAAGGAGUAAGCUUAUGAGGAAAAGUUUCCACGGUAGCGCUGGUAAGAUUCUGACCGCGGCUAAGGUCCCGCCUCCACCGCCGCUUAGGACCACUUCCCAGCUUAGCGGCGCUAAGUUCGAGGCCGAAGUGAUUGAGCACGGGAUUCAGUCGCGGCCACCUCAACCGCUACCGAACAAUACUCGUGGAGAAUACGCUUACUCUCAAGACAUGGAGGAAGAUGGCGGUUUCUCUGAACAGUACGGAGACGAACCACAGUCGCUGCCAUUCAUGCCGUACAACGAAAAGCAAAUAAACCAUUACAGACUAGAAGACUCCCCAUCGCAAAACUUUCAUACAGUGGUUACGAAAGCCAUGAUCCAUCAAGAGCAGAGUCCAGUCAAACGCGACACGUUGCCACUUAUCCAGCCAUCUCAUAACAACAUUCAGAAUCUAAGCAACGUCUUUGACAACGGCGUUGACGUGGUUGAUUGUGCUCCUCCUAUGAGACGGUCUCCUCAAAUGUUUGACUUACCGCCGUAUCCGAGUCCGCUGAAUUCAGUAAACCACUCUCGGCAACCAAGUGAAGAGUUCCCACCGCCCCCGCCGCCCAUUGACCUCACACCACUUCAGGAUGAACUUGAUAAGAUUCAACCUGCUAAUCCUUACGAGGCUCACAGCAACAAUGAGAUCGAAGCACCUAAAGGUUCAUUGCUUGCACAGUUGCAAGAAAAGAGAAACCAAAUUCUAAGAAACGAGGAAAGCCUGUCUAAAUUGAAUCAAUUGGAAACGAUCAAUUCCACUGGAGACACUUGGCUUAAAGAACUACAAGCCAAACAAGCAGCACUCAAGCUUAAAAGGUCUGGAUCUCUUGAGAAUCAAUUGGCCAGCCCUUCAGAGAGCAACAAUGUGAGAAAUAUCGCUUCAAGAUUCGAACAAACAGGCGCUCAAAACGUAUCUGAUGAGAGAUCUCAUAUAGGAUUUGUAGGAAUGAGUGCCAACAGAGACGUCAUCAACUGUUCGAAUCAGUCGACGCAAGGGAUUUACAACCGAAGAGCGUCGUCGUCAUCUAUCGACCCUAAGCAGAUUGAAGAUGGCUACCAUGAUCAAAAGCUCGAUAACAACGCGUCUUAUGGAGAUCGCUCUAAACCGAAGAAGAAAUCCGUCUCAUUCUGCGACCAAGUAAUCCUAGUUGCAACAGCGGAAGACCAGGAAGAUGACAGUUACAUCCCCAACCCGAUCUUAGAGCGAGUGCUGAAAUCUGCUAUGAACAAACCUGAGCUAACCACAAUGCCAUUACAGACAGAUAAACCAUCGUUGCAGCGUAAUGACUCGUUCGACAGUCAAUCCUCUCGAUCAACAAUAUCCUCUCUGUCUCAGAAUUCCUUUGUGCCAACUGAAAAUGCACAUGCUGAUUAUGUCCGGGUGCAAAACAAUUACCCAGCGUAUCAAGUCGCACAGACGAGGCCACAGCAGCAAUUCAAUGCGCAAAAGAGUACCGGAGUCUACGGGACGACUCCAACGCAAGCUCAAAACCAGAAUGGCGUUAACAAUCAAAUCUACCAGACUCUGCCCACAAGCUCUGCAGCGACAAACCCGAUUCCUUACAAUUCGCCCCCAGCGGCUUACACGAACCAUACGAAUACGAAUGCUAGCCCACCGAACUUUAGCCAAAACCCAGCGAACAGGCUGACACCGACGCACAACCCUGCUUAUGUGACGAAGCACUCCACCAUGACACGGCCUGUUCCUAACACGUACCCGCACCCACCGAGCCAACUGCACCAAAUAAACCAGCCCAGCAACGCUUACUACCACCGACUACCCAACCAGAACCACCAAGCGCAAAUGCCGAAUAACUACAGUACAAACCGCCAAUACAACCAGCAAACCCCGUACCAAAGCGUGCCCACCAACUCGCCUGCGUUCCAGAGCUACCACAACCCACCGACCAGCUACAGCGCCGAGUAUUCUAGUCGAUACCCUCAAGUAAGUACAAACUACACACACUCGCCGUACCAGAGAGUUCCGCCGCCACACGGCGAUGUCCCACCUGAAAACUACAACGCGUACCAAAAAGUGCCGAAUAACUGCUACUUAGAUAACAAUUCUAAUCAACCCAAUAGCAGGCCAUAUCCAAACCAACAGCGUCCGUUGUAUAAUCAAAAUAUUGAACCGGCGGAACCGUUAAACCAAUAUCAGUACCAAAACGGGUACAACCCGUACCAACAUUUGCCGCCACCGAAGCAGAUUCAGAAGAAGUCUGUCUCUUUCGAGCCGGGUACCAAAGGCGGCACGGAGUCCCCUGUACCCCCGCAAAUGAACGGCAACUACGACCCCCAAUUGGGACAAAAGUCCCCAUGUAACCUCUGUCGUAAGAAACCAGUCAACCCGCCGGCUAUGUACUGUCCAGACUGCGAUUUCUAUAUGUCUAGGUUCAAACCACGCUCAUAGCACUAAUGUAUAAAUAAAAACAUGUAUUUAAAUAAUUAAGCCUGUAAAUUAUAUAAACGAUAAUUAAUAAGAUGUGACUGAUCUCAUUUGAGAGUAUAAAAGCCCUAAUUGUAAUCUAGACUUAUAAACAAUACCUAUAAACUACUUAAACGUAAAAAUAUAAAACGUAUUUUUUGUUACAAUAAAAUUAAAAAUUCAUGAAUCAAUAUAAUAAAUAAAUCAUUUUCAAUAUU